UUCGCACGAAAAAUAAUAGUGCGGAUAAAAAGAAAAUCGUAACGCCCGCCCAUGUAUAACGAGUGACCGACAUAACAUAUCGUUGUUUGCAAGACAAACAUUACAUUCUCGUACAUAUAAAUUUCGUUGUUGCCUCACUAUACGUGCACCGCUACCAUGUUAUCAUGUUGGUAGAUGUAAAAGUUGAUGAUAAAAGCGCUCAGCUGGCAAACUUCUUCGUAUUCUAUUGAGCAUUUGCAUCGUAAGCUCAUUCUUACUAGAUCGACAUAUGCUUUUCGUAUAAACCCGACCCCGUCACAGGUACGAGAGCUGGUGGUAUUUUAUCGCAUCAACUACAACUCGUGGUGCAGUUCUGAAAAGCGAUCCGUCCGAAUCAAAGUCAGUUCUAUGAUCCCGAUCAUAUGGCUUGUGGUUCUAGGAGCUGGAGGAGACUAUGCUUUGUAUGCGCAGGAGGAAAUCAAGCAAUAUUUCGAUGCACUGGGUUCCCACGGCGAUGGACAGUCAGAGGCGACGUCUACUCUUAAAGCUUUUGACGGCUUUAUUCAACGAUCCGUCAUCAUGGGCACGAUAAGCUUUGUUGUGUUUCUGUACAGCUUGUUACUAUCUAUGGUUAUAGGAAACAUUAGUCACCUAAGCAUGUGGAUGAGAUCUCAAGAGAUAACUGAAUUCGAAGAGAGUUCAACGACGACAUCUCUCUCGCAAUUGCGUAACCUGUUCCAUCAUCAGGAAGCCAACCUGUCCCAAUUGGAUGAGCUCUUCUCGUCGCUUGUGCUCUUCUGGUAUCUCAUGUGUACCAUUAAUGUUAUAGCCAACAUUCACCUCAUAUUCGAAGGAUCGUUUCCCGGUUUUCAUGCUUGCCGCAUCAUAUUUAACCUUUUCAUGGAAUGCUUCCCUUGGUACGCCAUCGUCUGGGGGUCCACCGGAGCUGCUGAAGGAAUCCGGACCGAGUUCUACGGUUUCGUCAAGCAGCUUGAGCAGACAGUGACAACACUGAACGGGAAAAAUCUACAGGCGCCACUUAAUAGAUCAGCCUUCUCAAUGCUUCUUUGGAUGCAGAGGACGACAUUCUGCCAACCCAAAAUAACGCUCGCCGGAUGGCUGCCGAUACGCCGUAAUAUGCUUUUGGCAUUAAUGGUUUUCUUUAUUCUCUACGUUGGUGUUGUGUCGCUGUCGAAAUCGUCGAUGUCGCAAUAGCACGAAUACUAGUUAAUGAAUUUCUCCAUAGAUGACAUGCUUUACGAAAGUUAAAACUUGACGUUAAGCAUGUAACUUCCGCCCCC
Messenger RNA from Varroa destructor (honeybee mite), 1280 nucleotides. RefSeq lists its product as uncharacterized. Lineage: Eukaryota; Metazoa; Arthropoda; Arachnida; Mesostigmata; Varroidae. The record is from RefSeq and is a predicted model, not a curated record.